Messenger RNA from Caenorhabditis briggsae, 960 nucleotides. The transcript has 6 exons. Bases 1 to 960 code for a protein of 319 amino acids. Lineage: Eukaryota; Metazoa; Nematoda; Chromadorea; Rhabditida; Rhabditidae. The record is from RefSeq and is a predicted model, not a curated record.
AUGACGUAUCUACUUCUUUCUUUGAUUGUCGGUGUUCUUGUGUUGGAGAAUGUUCUGGCUUCGGAUGUUGGGGUUACGGUAGCUCGGACGGAUAUGGCUGAUGAAUUGAAGACUGACGGACUUGCUGACUUGGAAUUUUCUGAAGAUCUCAAGACGAUGAAUAACUCAAUAUCUAGAGCUAAGCUGAUCUCUUCUUCGUUGGAUGAUGAUUUGGAUGCAAAGGUGCACAAUGCUCGCAAGGACACGCAAAUGGAAGCUGGUGAUGUCAAGAUAGUGGACGAAGUGAAGUCGAAAGCUGGAAGAUGUCGCCGUUAUGAAUGUGUGCCAAACGCUCUCAAGGACACAGAAACGGAAUUUCUGGUUUUUACUGUUUUUGGGGAUGAUUGUUCGGAAGCUAAUAACAUUCCUGUCAACAACCCAGAAUGCGACGCUAACGGACAUCCAAAAACCAUGGUGAGCCACCCACUGAUAGACUUCGAUGACUACUUCUUGGAAUAUGUUCUGCCACUGGUUGUAGUCCCCUACAAAGAUCUGUGUGAAGAAGGUAGAAUGCCAGAAGUCGUCGGAGUUGAAUUGAAAGCUCGGGACGCUGGACGAACCGAAACCAUCCUGCAACUUCGUGAAGUCCUCACCGUGCACCUCACGGAAUACCUGCCGGUCACGGUUCCGCUCAUCAAAAAGGCGCGAUUUGAUCUGGUUUUUUUAAUGGUUGAUCGCUCCGCUCCUCACUUUCCAAAAAAACCACAGACUAACAGGUGGGGGGGGGGGGGCGGGGCAACAAAUGUUUGUAGCGUUUUAUACAUAAGAAAUAUCACUAACCUUUUAUCAGUUAAUCACUUUUUAAUAUCUCUCACAAGUGACGAAAAAAACUGGCUCACAAUUGAAAGUGGAAAGGUCCUCCCUUUCUUACUGUACCUGCAAUUGAAUUCAGCCACCUAUUCAUCUACCGGCCGGUAUUGA